UUCCCGCCCGCGCGCAUGCGCGGCGCCGCCCCCCUCACCCGGCCCGUCCGGGCUCGCACUGCGCAUGCGAGCGGCCGGCUGUACGGCGGCCGGGAAGCGGCGGGAGCCCGAUGGGGGGGGGGACGAAGGGGGACGGGCUCGGCCCCGGCGCCGGAGGACGCGGGGAAGAUGGCGGCGGCGGCGGCUGCGAACGGGGCGGGCGGGAGCAGCGGGAUGGAGGUGGAUGCGGCAGUGGUCCCCAGCGUGAUGGCCGCCGGGGUGACGGGCAGCGUGUCGGUGGCCCUGCACCCGCUGGUCAUCCUCAACAUCUCCGACCACUGGAUCCGCAUGCGGUCGCAGGAGGGCCGGCCCGUGCAGGUGAUCGGCGCCCUGAUCGGGCGGCAGGAGGGGCGCAACAUCGAGGUGAUGAAUUCCUUCGAGCUGCUGUCCCACACCGUGGAGGAGAAGAUCGUCAUCGACAAGGAGUACUAUUACACCAAGGAGGAGCAGUUCAAGCAGGUGUUUAAGGAGCUGGAGUUCCUGGGCUGGUACACUACGGGGGGCCUCGCUCCCCGUGUCUCCCCCUCCCCGCCCCGUCCCCCGCUUUCCGUCGCAGUGUGCAAGUACCUGAGCUCGGAGCUGCAGGGGGAGCUGGGCCGGAGCAGCGGGUCGCGGGAGGUUCUGGAGCUGGGGCAGGUGCUGGACACCGGCGGCAGGAAGAGGCGCGUCCCCUACAGCACCUCGGAGACCCGCCUGGAGGAAGCGUUAGAUCACCUGUGUGACCGCAUCCUCGACUACAAAGUCCACGCCGAGCGCAAGGGCAGCUUACGCUACGCCAAGGGGCAGAGCGAGACCAUGACGACGCUGAAGAAUCUGGUGCAGCGGGGGGUGAAGGUGGACCUGGGAAUCCCCCCCGAGCUCUGGGAUGAGCCCAGCGUGGAGGUGACACACCUCAAGCAGCAGUGUGAGACGAUGCUGGAGCGCUUCGAGGACGUGGUGGAGGACUGGUACUUCCGGCACCAAGGGGAGCCGCUGCAGGCCUUCCUGUGUGAAGGUCACGUGCUGAAGGAGGGGGAGACCGCUUGCCUGCAGGAAACCUGGACGGGGAAAGAUGAGGAAGAGGAGGGAGAAGAGGAAGAGAGAGAAGGAAAAGAAAGGCCCGUGGACUCCCAUCACGACCCUUCGGAGUUUUGAUCUUCCACCUUGGGUGACCUCGGACGAGUCGCUUCACUUCUCCCGGCCUCAGUUCCCUCAGGAUUAAGACCGUGAGCCCCAGGUGGAACGGGGACUGGAUCCGACCUGAUUAGUCUGUAAUCUAUCCCGGCGCUUAGUACGGUGUACAGUGCGAAGCGGCGUGACACGGGAGGAAAGAGCCCCGGUUUGGGAGCCAGAGGACGCGGGUUCUAAUCCCGGCUCUGCCGCUUGUCUGCUGGGUGACUCUG
This is a messenger RNA of Ornithorhynchus anatinus (platypus), 1421 nucleotides long. It is a transcript of the gene CNPY4, whose product is annotated as canopy FGF signaling regulator 4. Bases 16 to 1173 code for a protein of 385 amino acids. The record is from RefSeq and is a predicted model, not a curated record. Lineage: Eukaryota; Metazoa; Chordata; Mammalia; Monotremata; Ornithorhynchidae. Gene Ontology annotation, cellular component: COP9 signalosome. The transcript is spliced from 9 exons. Gene Ontology annotation, molecular function: metallopeptidase activity; protein binding.